This is a messenger RNA of Mycena citricolor, 997 nucleotides long. Lineage: Eukaryota; Fungi; Basidiomycota; Agaricomycetes; Agaricales; Mycenaceae. The record is from the annotation of a GenBank genome assembly.
CACGCCUCAUCUCUCUUCUUGAUUCCCCGGUCCGCUACAAUCACCUCGGACCAGAAUCCAUGGUAUUCAAUCCCACUACGAAUAAAUAUGCGGGCUCUAUUCCCACGAUGCGUCUUAUUUAUACAUUACUUCAUAACACCGCUGCGUUUAUCACCUGCGCAGGUACAAACAAGAUACUUCCUGAUGUUGAGGAAGGUCCCGCGUGGGGUAUGACUCGUCUAGCCUCCCUCCACAUGGGUAUGCAGUGCUUUGGAGCUAUGUUGUUCGCAUGGGCUCCGGAACAUUAUUUUGCCCUGCGCGAAUGGGACACAGCUGAAGAAGCUUCGAACGCCCUUCGAUCAGCGUUGUUCGCCCACAGUCACACCAUUCUUCGCUGCGCCCUGAUAAUCGAUUGCUGCUGGACGAUGGGGCAGGACGGAGUUUGGAAUUUAGGGGCUUAUUUUGGAUCACAGAAGAACGACGUGCUGCAUGAGUGCCUUUCUGGUGUCAAACCCGACGGAUUCCGCGUCCGAGCACGUGUCCAUUCAAUUUUGAAAUCGAGGACGAUCUCACGAUCCAUCGACUAUAUCUACGCGCACCUCCUUUCUCCGGACCCCGCCGCUAACUUGACGGUUUUCUUUGAUGAGGAUCUGGGACGGCAAUAUAUAGCGCUGUGGCCCAUGGUUCAUCGACCCUUGCACGUCCGACAGGCGCCUUUCGAGCAUUAUCUCACGCUGCUGAUUGCUAACAUGGAUCAGUCAUUUGGACAAAUCACUGAUUCUAUUCGGUGUAACGCCCCCGAUGUUUCUCCACAAGUUGUCUUCGCUCAAUGGCAACUUUAUCUAGACGAUGUGGUGAUCGCUUCGAAUGACAGCGAGGGAGAUCAAAUGCCGGAUCUUAUUUCGGUUACUGCCGACGAUGGACAGGAAGAUCCUCCUGAGUACGAAGGAGAUCAAAUGACGGAGACUCAGUAAAUACUACUAUAUUUUCAAAAAAAAAAGGGAAAUGUAGUUCUUUG